Molecule: messenger RNA, 3842 nt
Organism: Peromyscus maniculatus bairdii (prairie deer mouse)
Lineage: Eukaryota; Metazoa; Chordata; Mammalia; Rodentia; Cricetidae
Source: RefSeq, a predicted model, not a curated record
ACUGUGUUCAGGAUAUGUUAUAUGAAAGCAGAAUCUAUUUCCAAUAAAAGAAAAGAGGCCAUAGGAAAGCAAGUAUUUGUUAGCAAUAGAGUGGAAGGAAAAUCAUAAAGGAAACAAGAUAAUGUUGUAAAUCUGAGUAAUGUCUAUGUAGAAGUUUAUCACAUUUCAUUUUUAAUGUUAGACAUUUUUCAUGACAAAAGUGUUUAAUAUCUCCUUGGGAAAAUAGGUUUUUGGAAGUAAAAUCAACUUGGCUCUAUUCAAAAGAAAAAGAGGGCAAGCAAAGAUGCAUUCUUCUGUAAGGAUCUAAUACAAUGUACUAUAAAAUGUAAUUUCUAUAAAAAGGGAGUCACUUGACAUGCUCAACUGAUGUCUUUGGGGGGGUGGGUAAUAUCAAGAUAUUACCACGUAAGUACCAAUGCUUUUAAAGGAACUUUCUUUGUCUAGAUUGAGUUCAACACACACUGUAAUCCUGAUAAAAAUUUGUUUUGACAUCAAGGAUAUUUUAUAAGCCAUAUUUGAAGACACCUGGUGCUACUGUAGUGACAAAGAGUGAAUAAAGGACUUUGGGAGAUACGUAUGCUGUUAAACUGGAAUCAGAACUCAAAAUCCCCCAUUGUUAGUCAGAUCUCCCACUGCUCUGACAAAAUGUGAAAGAAAACAAGGAAGGGAUGAUUUAUUUUUGACUCAGGGUUUCAGUCCAUCAUGGAAGGAAGAACGCCCAUCAAGGUGGCCAGAACCUGGGGUAGAGACUGCUUACCUGGUGGUCUUUCUCCUUUUUCUUCUCCGAUUCUGACUUCAGACUAUGGGAUUUCCCACUGCAGGAGAUUAGCUUUAUCAAUCUUGUUGGUACUCCUCAGGCCAAUCCAACCAACAACCAUGACUAACCAACCAUGACACCAUUUGGAAGGAAUGUUUAGAAAUGAUCCAGAAAUGACCAAACCCAUGCACAGUAUUUAUGACUUUUGGUUUUACUCCAUUAGUUCCAUUUGCUAUUCACAUGCUCAAGAAAUGUCCAUACUCAGAAAUGGUUUUUGCAAAUAAACCCCGGAGGAUUGUGAUAUUGGUAUUCUCAUUCUCUUCAGUCCAUUGGAUGCACAUAUGUGAUUUCUAGCUAUAAGAUGACCUCGACCAUCAGAUUUUAAUUUUAUUUAUUUUACUUAGAAAUAUUUUAAAUAUAUUCUAAUUUCCCAUCUCCUAUUGACAUGGCUCUUAUGUGAAGUUAAGUAUUCUCAGCCUUAAUAGAAUUUAUCUUUAAGUAAAUACAAACUCCAUCGAAAAUCAACUAUAUUUAGCAUAUAUUAUGCUCUUGUAUGUGUACUCACUCACAUUUUAAAUGAUAUUUAAAGACACUUUCCAAUUUAUCUGAUCAGUAAAGAACAAGACAAUAACAGAAUAUAACCGUGAUAUUCAGUCACUGAAUUCCAUGGUAUAUUUAACUGUGACCCCUUUCACAUUGUCUGCAUCUGUUUGUUGUUUUUUGAGACACAGUCUUUCUUGCCUCAAACUUGCUAUCCUUCUGUCUCAGCCCCCCAAGUUCUGGGAUUACAGUUGUGCACCACUGUGCAUCCUUGAAUGUCAUCUUCUGCAUCAUGCCAUUUCUAAUAACUUUGGUCUUUGGUCAACCAACAUGAGGACAUUUUGUCCAAUGAAAGAUUAUAGUAAAACACUUGGAUUUCUCAAAACUAUGACUAAUUCUAUUCACUUAGAAAUAAAAUUAAAUCUUAAAGUUUUUAUGACAUAUACCAGUUGCUCCUAAUUCCUAUUUUAAAUUAUUGAGUUUUGUUUAGAUAUUGCAAUCAUAUGUACCUUUUGACCACAGUUUUCCCCUCAAUAGCCUUAUGAUUACCAUUACUGUUCUCAUGUGGCCUUGUAGCAAAGUAAGUCUGUUGUUCAUGCCAUUUAUGAGUCAUGUAUUUUAGAGAACUUAAUGUCUAAUUCAACAUUUAUGUUUCUGACCAACUUUCACAUUCUAAUAAUUUGUUGAUGUGUUUACUGAGACAAACAUUGUACCUCUUAAACUCAUGAAUUUAUAGCUCUCAUCAGAAAUCAGUUGCACUGCUGAAGAAUCACAGUGGAUUGUGAGCAGUUUGAAUGGCCAGAAGAGUGAUUCUUAGAUGUUCCCACACAUGAAAGACUGAAGUAUGGCCUCCCCUUAGAUCAGCAGACAGUUUGACUCAAGAUCUAGAGUGAGCUUGAAAACCAACUUGAAAACAAAACACAAGUAUGCACACAUAAUCAAGACCCCUAAGAAACCCUUUACACAUUCAGUUUGAGAAACAUUGACUCAACUUAAAAAUCUUUAUAAUGCCCAAAUUUGGAUAAAAGUCUUUAUAAUGAUCAGUCUUUAUUAUGCUCAAUGUUUAUCUGAAAAUAGCUCAUGAAGUUAUUGAUUUGAAGGCAUGGUGGCGGUGUAGGCUAAGAGAAUGAGUAAGAAGUCUUUAGAGUCCUGGGACUCCCUGAUUUGCCUAGAAACUGAAGCAAAAUACGGAACCAUUUGCUGCUGAAGCUAAGACAAAAGCAUUCGGGAGAAGAGGAGUCACCGGGAACUUGUAAGAUCAAAUCGAAAAAUUCCACAGCAAAGACUUUCCGGAAGGCCAAAGUUACCUCGGUGAUUGAGAGCUGAAAGGGAUUUUUUCCCUCCUGUACCAGACCUAACAUUAGAGAUGCCACAAACAAAGGAGCCGGGCAAGGCAAGGCAAGUGAUGAUUUUAAUUACACUGAUGCUUUCGUGGGAGGUGGGUUCAGAAUCAAUUCAGUAUGCCAUGCUGGAGGAGACAGAAAGUGGCACCUUUGUGGCCAAUCUGACUAAGGACUUGGGACUAAGGGUGGGAGAAUUGGCUGCGCGGGGCGCUAGAGUGGUUUUCAAGGGGAACAGACAGUAUUUGCAACUUGACCCACAGACUCAGGACUUGGUGCUAAAUGAAAAGCUGGACCGGGAAGAGCUGUGCGGCUCCACGGAGCCUUGUAUGCUGCCUUUCCAGGUGUUACUAAAAAAUCCUUUGCAGUUUUAUCAGGCUGCACUGAGAGUUAUAGAUAUAAAUGACCACGCCCCAGAGUUUCCUGCCAGAGAGGUGCUCCUUAAAAUAUCAGAAAUAACUGCACCGGGAAAGAUAUUCCCUUUGAAAAUGGCGCAGGACUUAGACACCGGCAGCCACAGCAUUCAGAGCUACACGGUCAGCGACAACAGUCACUUCCAUGUACUCACUCGCAGCCGCAGCGAUGGCAAGAAGUUCCCCGAGAUAGUGCUGGACAAGGCAUUGGACCGUGAGGAGCAGGCUCAGCUCAGACUAACGCUUACUGCAGUGGAUGGCGGGUCUCCGCCCAGGUCAGGGACCACUGAGAUUCAAAUACUUGUCUUAGAUAUAAAUGACAACACUCCGGAAUUUGCUCAGGAGCUCUAUGAGGUCCAAGUCCCAGAGAACAACCCCAUUGGCACACUGCUUAUUACCCUCUCAGCAAGAGAUUUCGAUACAGGAUCCUUUGGAGAGGUUUCUUAUGCACUGUUGCAAGAUGAUGAUGUUAACGAGCCUUUUGUAAUAAACACAAAGACAGGGGAGAUUCGACUGAGAAGCACGUUGGAUUUUGAAGCAUUUCAGUCCUACCAUGUGGGUGUUGAGGCCAUAGAUGGUGGUGGGCUAACAGGAAAAUGCUCUUUAGUUGUGCAAGUAUUAGAUGUGAAUGACAAUGCUCCAGAAGUGAUCCUAUCCUCACUCAACAGCCCCAUCCCUGAAAAUUUGCCAAGCAUCGUAGUGGCAGUAUUCAGCAUUUCAGAUGCAGACUCAGAAAAUAACCAGGAGGUUACGUGUUCCAUAGAUGACAAUCUUCCAUUUCUCCUAAGACCA